AUGGCCGAAGUCGAUUACUAUCAGACCCUGGGCAUUCAGAAGACGGCCACGGAGGACGAGAUCAAGCGCGCGUAUCGCAAGCUGGCGGUCCGCUUCCAUCCAGACAAAAAUUUAGACAACAAAGAGGAAGCCGAAGUCAAGUUUAAAGAGAUUGGAGAGGCGUAUUCUGUACUCUCGGAUGUCGACAAACGGCGACAAUACGAUCGUUUCGGCAAGGCGGGAGUCGGAGGAGGCAUGGCAAGCAGUGGCUCGAACCGACACCCGUUCCAGGGCCAGGACGCCGAAGAGAUCUUUCGCUCGUUUUUCGGGGGCCAGGACCCAUUUUCCAUGUUCUCGCAGGAAAGCAUGCGAGGCGGAGGAGGCAUGCACAACUUUGGCGGGUCUCGCGUGCACGUGUCGCAGUUCGGGCCAGGAGGGUUCUCGUUUGCGUCGUUUGGUGGCGCACCUGGUAUGGGUAUGGGAAUGGGCAUGCCGGGCAUGCGGGUGCACAGAGGCGGUCAGCAGCAGCGUGUACCAGGUGGCCCGAACAAUGGCGGUCACAACGCUGGACCGCAAGCGAACGGACGUCUUUCCCCGUACCGGAUCGGCGGCGGCAAUGUGUUGCUACUUUUUUUCCUCUUGUGGUUCUUGGGCGUGCCCUUCAGUUACUUGUGGGUUGCGCUCAUGUUGUUCAGCUACCUCGGACUUGUCUAA
Hyaloperonospora brassicae is the source of this 693-nucleotide messenger RNA. The record is from the annotation of a GenBank genome assembly. NCBI's taxonomy places the organism in Eukaryota, Oomycota, Peronosporomycetes, Peronosporales, Peronosporaceae.